AGUAGCUGUUUCCGGAAACAUGGAGGCUGUUGUGAGUGAAGUCGUGGCUCCAGAGGAUCUUUUGAAAUUUGAGAAGAAGUAUAACGCGGAGAUGGUUAAGGGGAGCGUUUCCAAGGAGACAAAGUUCGAGUACGCUUGGUGCCUGAUCCGGAGCAAGUACUCGGAUGAUAUCAAGAAAGGCGUGGUGCUGCUGGAAGAUCUUGCACAGAAGGGAACAAAAGAUGACCAGAGAGACUACUUGUUCUACCUUUCUGUGGCAAACUACAGACUAAAGGAUUAUGAGAAAGGCCUGAAGUACAUCCGCACUCUGCUGAGGAACGAGCCCGGCAACUCGCAGGCCCUGGAGCUGGAGAAGCUCAUCGACAAGGCACUGAAGAAAGAUGGCUUGGUUGGCAUGGCGAUCGUCGGGGGAAUCGGCCUGGGUGUGGCUGGAUUGGCAGGUCUCAUCGGUUUGGCUGUGGCUAAGUCCAAAUCCUAAUAAGGAGCGGGGAGGACUCCAGCUUUGUUAACCCCUCCCUCCAACAGAAGACCGUCACGCCUCCCUGAAACUUUGUUCCAUUUGCAGAUUCCGGGCUGGACCAGGGCCAGUUCAUACAAGACCAGCUCAACACAGUUAGAAUCCAUUCAAUAAUCAGCUCUUUUCAAGCAAGGCAUACCCCGCAUACACACCCACAUUAUAAUAGUCAGAGGUUGACAAAGAAAAAGGGACUUGUAUUUAGACUAAGCUUCCUACAUCCAAGUGGCCUUUGUUUUGAAGUUUGGUGCAGGGAUAGGGCGAUUACUAUCCAGCCUUUUUUCCUGUUUCCAUGAAAGUUACACUCAUUUCAGAUCUCUUGGUGCAUUUGCUGCCACCUGGUUUUACAUCCUUUUUUCAGUUAACCACGUUGUUCAAACGCUUAUGGAUGUAAAAAAAUAAAAAAAAUCCAGUCAUCUUGA
This is a messenger RNA of Megalops cyprinoides (Indo-Pacific tarpon), 936 nucleotides long. It is a transcript of the gene fis1, whose product is annotated as fission, mitochondrial 1. The transcript is spliced from 5 exons. Gene Ontology annotation, cellular component: peroxisomal membrane; mitochondrial outer membrane. The record is from RefSeq and is a predicted model, not a curated record. Gene Ontology annotation, molecular function: protein binding. The coding region runs from base 20 to 478 and encodes 152 amino acids. NCBI's taxonomy places the organism in Eukaryota, Metazoa, Chordata, Actinopteri, Elopiformes, Megalopidae. Gene Ontology annotation, biological process: mitochondrial fission; peroxisome fission; autophagy of mitochondrion.